AGGCGCUGGUCCCGCUCCCUGGUUCGGUGAGAGGCCGGGGACGUGGCCGGACACGAUUGGGGCGCCCGAAGCAGUUGCCGCGGUGCAGGCAGGUGCGGCGGGCGCAGGUGCAGCGGACAUGGGGGAGCCCGAAGGGCCCACGCGUAUCCUAGUGACAGGGGGCUCUGGGCUGGUCGGCAGAGCCAUUCAGAAGGUGGUGGCCGAGGGGGCGGGCCUGCCCGGAGAGGAAUGGGUGUUCGUCUCCUCCAAGGAUGCAGACCUCACGGAUGUGGCGCAGACCCGCGCCCUGUUUGAGAAGGUGCAGCCCACGCACGUCAUCCAUCUGGCAGCCAUGGUGGGAGGUCUUUUCCGGAACAUCAAGUACAACUUGGACUUCUGGAGGAGAAACAUGCAUAUCAACGACAAUGUCUUACACACUGCUUUUGAGGUGGGCACCCGCAAGGUGGUCUCCUGCCUAUCCACGUGCAUCUUCCCAGACAAGACCACGUACCCAAUCGAUGAGACCAUGAUCCACAACGGACCUCCUCACAGCAGCAAUUUUGGCUACUCUUAUGCCAAGCGGAUGAUCGACGUGCAGAACAGGUUCUGGGGAGCGUCCCACUGGGGAGGGCACUCAGGCCCUCCUGGGUUGGACGGGCAAGCUGGGGCCUACUUCCAACAGCACGGCCGGACCUUCACUGCGGUCAUCCCCACCAAUGUCUUUGGACCCUAUGACAACUUCAAUAUCGAGGACGGCCACGUGCUGCCUGGCCUGAUCCACAAGGUGCACCUGGCCAAGAGCAGUGGCUCUGCGCUGACGGUGUGGGGUACGGGGACGCCGCGGAGGCAGUUCAUCUACUCCCUGGACCUGGCGCGACUCUUCCUUUGGGUUCUGCGAGAGUACAGCGAGGUGGAGCCCAUCAUCCUCUCAGUGGGUGAGGAGGACGAGGUCUCCAUCCGGGAGGCGGCCGAGGCUGUGGUGGAUGCCAUGGACUUCCACGGGGAAGUCAUCUUUGAUACAAGCAAGUCGGACGGUCAGUUUAAGAAGACAGCCAGUAAUGGCAAGCUGCGGGCCCACCUGCCCGACUUCCAGUUCACGCCCUUCAAGCAGGCUGUGAAAGAGACAUGCAACUGGUUCGCUGAGAACUACGAGCAGGCCAGGAAGUGACGCACGUGCAGCCAGCACAGAGCCCUCCCCAGGCCCAGAAGUAACACUGACAGCUGAGCUGUCACUUUCGCCGGCAGGGUCCAGGCAGCUGUCCUCAGGGAACCCGGGGCCUGGUACCUCACCCCUCAUGCCAGACCCUGUGUCCUGGCCUGCCCACUUCUGGGCUUGCUCUCCUAACCUCCAGGGCAAUAAAGAGCAUUUUUACA
Messenger RNA from Echinops telfairi (small Madagascar hedgehog), 1353 nucleotides. RefSeq names its product GDP-L-fucose synthase (gene GFUS). Gene Ontology annotation, biological process: nucleotide-sugar biosynthetic process. The transcript is spliced from 11 exons. Gene Ontology annotation, molecular function: GDP-L-fucose synthase activity. The coding region runs from base 119 to 1147 and encodes 342 amino acids. NCBI's taxonomy places the organism in Eukaryota, Metazoa, Chordata, Mammalia, Afrosoricida, Tenrecidae. The record is from RefSeq and is a predicted model, not a curated record.